Messenger RNA from Phragmites australis (common reed), 1687 nucleotides. RefSeq names its product methylthioribose kinase 1-like. The transcript is spliced from 6 exons. The record is from RefSeq and is a predicted model, not a curated record. Lineage: Eukaryota; Viridiplantae; Streptophyta; Magnoliopsida; Poales; Poaceae. The coding region runs from base 121 to 1392 and encodes 423 amino acids. Gene Ontology annotation, molecular function: S-methyl-5-thioribose kinase activity.
CGUCCAGGUUCAAAGAACCGUCCGCAGAUUCCCUCACCCCGCCGCUCAAAUCUCCCCGCCCCUGUCCACUCUCCUCCUGCCCCCUCUCCUUCUCUCGGCCGGCGUCCGCAACAGUCAGCCAUGUCCGCGGAGGCGGACCGGGGCUUCCGCCCGCUCGACGAGGAGUCCCUGGUUGCCUACAUCAGGGCCAUGCCCGCCCUCGCCUCCCGCCUCGGCGGCAGCCUCGACUCCAUCACCAUCAAGGAGGUCGGCGACGGCAACCUCAACUUCGUCUACAUCGUGCUCUCCGACGCCGGCGCCAUCGUCGUCAAGCAGGCGCUCCCGUACGUGCGCUGCGUGGGGGACUCGUGGCCGAUGACGAGGGAGCGCGCCUACUUCGAGGCCUCGGCGCUGCGGGAGCUCGGCCGUCUGUGCCCGGACCACGUCCCGGAGGUCUACCACUUCGACCGCGCCAUGUCGCUCAUCGGGAUGCACUACAUCGAGCCACCGCACAUCAUCCUCCGCAAGGGCCUCAUCGCCGGCGUCGAGUAUCCGCUGCUUGCCGAGCACAUGUCCGAUUACAUGGCCAAGACGCUCUUCUUCACUUCUAUGAUCUAUAACUCCACCACGGAUCAUAAAAGAGGAGUUGCUCUAUACAGUGCUAAUGUGGAGAUGUGUAGGCUCACUGAGCAAGUUGUGUUCUCGGACCCAUACAGGGUUUCCAAAUUUAAUCGGUGGACCUCGCCUCAUCUUGACAAAGAUGCUGAGGCGGUUCGAGAGGAUGAUGCACUGAAGUUGGAAGUAGCUGAACUGAAGUCAAUGUUUAUCGAGAGAGCUCAGGCUCUGAUUCAUGGAGAUCUCCACACUGGUUCUAUCAUGGUGACCAUAGAUUCGACUCAAGUCAUUGAUCCGGAGUUUGGGUUCUACGGGCCAAUGGGUUUUGACAUUGGAGCCUUCCUAGGAAACCUGAUUUUGGCAUACUUUGCACAGGAUGGACAUGCUGAUCAAGCAAAUGAUCGUAUAGCUUAUAAGAAAUGGAUCUUGAAGACAAUUGAAGAGUCAUGGAAUUUGUUCCAUAAGAAGUUUGUUGAACUAUGGAAUAAACACAAAGAAGGGAAUGGGGAGGCAUACCUGCCCAAUAUAUACAACAACCCAGAACUGUUAAGCCUUGCUCAGAAGAAAUACAUGACAAAUCUAUUUCAUGAUAGCCUUGGAUUUGGUGCAGCCAAAAUGAUCAGGAGAAUAGUUGGAAUCGCUCAUGUCGAGGAUCUUGAGUCAAUUCAGGAUGCUAGCAAGAGAGCACAGUGUGAGCGUGGGGCCCUCAAUUGUGCAAAGACGAUCCUGAAGGGAAGACGCCAAUUUGAGAACAUCGAGCAAGUCAUUGUGCAUAUUCAAUCGUUCGGUCAGGACUGAGAAGACCAGACAUCUAUUUGGCGUUUUAGGAUUCAUAUUUUCGUCAGUGACCAUGUUGCACUAUGCACACUUGAGUAUUGAUGAAUUGUUUGUUCUAAAGCACCGUUUGUUUGUGCUUUCAGUAUUGCGAUUAUGAUGAAAAACCUCGGUGUCUGGUCCGCUUUUAGUUUUAGCUGUGUACAAUAGGGUAAGAUUUUCCAGCAUGACAAAGAGCUGAAUAAUGAAAUGUACGAGAUAUCUCCACGUUUAUCUCAAAAGAUAUAUACAAUAAAUUUGAUCUGAUAGUUUUUGGGAA